AUGCAAGCGCGCGCACCUCGACAACGACUACACACCGGCGCCAUUCGCAGCGAAGUGCUCACCUGGCAUGCUAAACAUCGGAAUUGGGAGAAUGUCACGCCGUUUAUAUCUUUCGCAUCUUCACUGGCUCGGCUUACGGAGUUCAUGAAUAGCAGAAACUGGAAGGGUGACUCAACACUAACAGUCGUCAAUCCCAACGUGCGAAUCGCAAGGGAGCUGCCCAUGAUCAACAUGGGUAGAGAAAUGAGGCAUUACGGUGUCCCUGAUCCGUAUGGUCGUGGAUACGCUUACUACGACGCCCAAUACCUUCUUUUGUGGGAGGUGACGCCUGAGGAAAUUGUUGGGCAUUGGGAUUGGGACGAGCUAAGCCAGAAUCCUAACUGGUAUGAAGAGGAAGUUGUGCCGGCUUUUCGGGCGCAUGAUCAACGGUUCUUGGAAGGGACGAGCAUUCAGGAUGCGUUUGACUUGUCGGCCAUGCAGGGUGCACUGCCUGGACCGGGUGCUCAUGGUGAUGAUGAUGACGACGACGAUGGCCACAAAGCUGACCGGGGCGCAUCACCCAGUGAGACUAGUCAUUCCGGUGACUCAGAGUCUGCCUCUGAGUCUGUUUCUGGCACUGGCCCCAGCUCGGACGAGCAGACAGAUGAAGUAGAGGCAUCUAAGGAUGAAGAGGCAAAGGCAGGCGACCACACACAGUCUAACUAA
Talaromyces atroroseus is the source of this 705-nucleotide messenger RNA. RefSeq lists its product as hypothetical. The record is from RefSeq and is a predicted model, not a curated record. The transcript has 2 exons. Lineage: Eukaryota; Fungi; Ascomycota; Eurotiomycetes; Eurotiales; Trichocomaceae. Bases 1 to 705 code for a protein of 234 amino acids.